UAAAUCCUGCAUGAGCCUGCGCCGUAUUGACAGUGCUCUCGAGAAACGGGCGAGAUCUCGAAACGUACGAUCUCGAAUCGUGUCGCGGCGCGGUACGUGAGUGCGUUGUGUAUUUGUUUCCCUCUCGCCGUGCGGACUCGAUCGGAAACAUGACGCAAGAAGGCCAGAUACCUCCUCCCCCGGUUAUGUGGGCCCAAAGGAAAGAUAUCUUAUAUGUCACUAUUUGUCUAGAAGAUUGUAAGGAUCCUAUAAUCGAAAUUGAACAAAACAAAAUAUAUUUCAAAGGAGAAGGAGGCACAGAUAACAAAAUGCAUGAAGUUACGAUUAAUUUAUACAAGGAUAUUGUUCCAAGCAAAACUGUAAAAAAUAUGAAAGGUAGAACCUUUGAAUUAGUCCUUGUUAAAAAAGACGAGGGACCAUAUUGGCCACGAUUAAUCAAGGACAAGACAAAGGCGCACUGGUUGAAGAGCGAUUUUAACAAAUGGAAGGAUGAGGACGAUACUGAAGAUGAAGGCAGUCCACCUGACUUAGAAGAGAUGAUGCGGCAAAUGGGUGGUUUGAGCGAUUCCGCCGAUAAGAAACCGAAUUUCGAUGACUUAGACGAUUUAGGGGACGCCGAGGCCGACAGUGACGACGAAGAUCUUCCGGACUUAUAUGAUUAAGACGAUGAAUAAUUGUAUCGAUUAAUUAAAUAAUUAAUUACAUUAAAGACAAAUGGCAACCUGAUGAUAGCGCACGAUUCGGGCAAUAUUUCAGUAGGCCUUGCUGUUUGUAUUCUUCUAUCGCAAGUAAUUUUGCAAAUUCGCUAAUGGUCGUGUUGCAAGUAGCAAACUGAACGAGAGCAAAAUGUGCUAAAGGGAAAAGACCGAAAUAGAAAGAUAAAGCACAGUGCAUACUCUAAAGAGUUGUCUACAACGCGGUCGUAGUUACGCUUUAAAGUCGUAGCAUCAAUCUGUAUAUCGAUCAUUUAUCUGUUUCAUUCGUAAGAGAUAAAAAGUUUUAUGGAAAAAUUCGAUAAAGCUUUAUUUUUCAUAAGUUUAUACGAAGGAAAUAGAUACGUGAUUUAUUUACGGAUUAGUACUACGAUUUUAAAAUAUGACUGCGACCGCGUUGUAGACAAUCCCUUAAACCGAGUUAUACACGUCUUGGGGAUCCUUCACACCUCUCCUCCCUGUUAGCCUGUAGUUCAUAUACUAAGUUAUAAUGGACAAGCUUUUUUAAUAAUGUAUCGUAUAAAUUACUAAGGAGAGAUAAAACAAUGGGAGUAACAGAAAUCAUCCGUGAAAUUGUUCAUUUUGUAAGAUCCUACAAAGCAUUACUCGAUAGGCAUGGCAAGUGUUAUUAUAAACGUUAUAUGGUGAGAUAAAAAUAUCGAUACUUUA
Messenger RNA from Odontomachus brunneus, 1382 nucleotides. It is a transcript of the gene p23, whose product is annotated as prostaglandin E synthase 3. Gene Ontology annotation, molecular function: Hsp90 protein binding; protein-folding chaperone binding. Lineage: Eukaryota; Metazoa; Arthropoda; Insecta; Hymenoptera; Formicidae. The coding region runs from base 150 to 662 and encodes 170 amino acids. Gene Ontology annotation, biological process: chaperone-mediated protein complex assembly; protein folding. The record is from RefSeq and is a predicted model, not a curated record. Gene Ontology annotation, cellular component: nucleus; cytosol. The transcript is spliced from 3 exons.